This is a messenger RNA of Guyanagaster necrorhizus, 302 nucleotides long. RefSeq lists its product as uncharacterized. The transcript has a single exon. The coding region runs from base 37 to 264 and encodes 75 amino acids. Lineage: Eukaryota; Fungi; Basidiomycota; Agaricomycetes; Agaricales; Physalacriaceae. The record is from RefSeq and is a predicted model, not a curated record.
UUCGCACAUUGUAGCAACUCGAUUUCCUAUACAGCGAUGUGUAUGAGCAUUUUUCUCGCAGUUUUACGUUUCCUCCCCUGCCUACUCCAUUCCUUGUCCGAAGUAAAUCCCACGGUAUUGUGUGAUGUUUUCGUCAGGCAGUUUUUACAGCCCUUCAUGUUCGUCGCUGCUCAUGAAUUCUUACACGCGUUGCUCUCAGACCGGAUGGGUAGGCUUGCCCAUGCCUUCUUUCUGAUUAAUUCAGAUGUUUUCUUGCCGAGAUAGCAUAUUUGAUUGAUAAUAGAAGCGCUUGUGCACACGCU